AUGUCGCUGAAGCCUGCAGCGCGUUCCUUGCUGGUCUUGCUGCUUCUGGCAGCAGCAGCAGCUUCUUUUGCUGCAGCAGCAGAAAAUUCUGCUGCUGCUUCCGUUGGAACUCAAGUUGACUUGAGAUCUGAUACUCUGCAGCAGCAGCAGCAGCAGCAGGCGCCGGUGCUUCUGUCGACGGAGCCUUCCGCCCCAGAAGCAGCAGAGACUGCAGCAGCAGCAGCAGCUGCUGCAGCAGCUGCUGCAGAAGCAGCAGCAGCAGCAGCAGAUGAGUCUGUCUUGCUGGAAAAGUCACAAGAGCAGCAGCAGGAAAAGGCGCGGCGCGCAGCAGGCGUCCGCGUCGCGCUGGGACUCGGAGCUUUUGCUGCUGCUGCUGCUGCGCUGCUGCUGCUGCUGCAGCUAAAUGGCAAACUUCCCGAAAUCCCGGAAGCGUUUGGGGCCAGCAAAGAGUGCGAAGGCGGAGUUUGCAAAAUGGCGGAGUGA
Messenger RNA from Eimeria necatrix, 483 nucleotides. RefSeq lists its product as hypothetical. The record is from RefSeq and is a predicted model, not a curated record. Lineage: Eukaryota; Apicomplexa; Conoidasida; Eucoccidiorida; Eimeriidae. Bases 1 to 483 code for a protein of 160 amino acids. The transcript is spliced from 2 exons.